ACUUUGAUAUAUUUUUCAUAGAAUCAUUCAAGAAAUUAUUUGAGGAGACAAGAACAAACCUCACGAGUGACAUGAAAGCUAAAAGAGAAGAGGAACUUAUUCAACUUCAAGGAAAACUUGAACGACCUCCGAUUGCCUUCCAUGCACAUCACGUGGCAGAUUUGGUUCUUGAUACUACAGAUGAGAUUGUUAUAUUUACGAAAAGUGUGAUUAACGAGGGAACAGGUUACGACACUUCUACUGGAAUAUUUACAGCACCCGUUGGAGGCCUGUACCAGUUUUCUGUGCAUACAUGUGUUUAUAAAGGAAUGUAUGCUUACAUUGGCAUAGUGUUAGAAGGUAAAGUUAUUGCAGCUGAUAUGAACUAUGAUAAGGAUCACUUUACAUGUAGUGCUUUCGGAGCAAUAGCGAGAGUAAAAUCAGGAGAAAAGGUUUGGGUAAAAUCAACAGUGUCAGAUUCCGUCCGCAAGCUUUACCAAGACUCACAUAGGAUGAUCACUUUUAGUGGAAUGCUUGUCAAUAACUGAAUAAAUAAAUUAUUCAACAUUGAUACCUGAAGAAAUCAUAUUUUUAUAUUUGUACAAACACAUUUUCGUGUAAAUUGUUUCAAUCUAGACUUUAUAUCACAACAAUUAGAUAGCAUUUUUGUGAAAUAAGAAGAAACCCUAGGUUGUAUCUAUAAUAUAUCUAGAUAAUAUUAAGAAUAUAAAUCA
Messenger RNA from Ruditapes philippinarum (Manila clam), 713 nucleotides. Its product is annotated as complement C1q tumor necrosis factor-related protein 5-like. The record is from RefSeq and is a predicted model, not a curated record. Bases 72 to 527 code for a protein of 151 amino acids. NCBI's taxonomy places the organism in Eukaryota, Metazoa, Mollusca, Bivalvia, Venerida, Veneridae. Gene Ontology annotation, molecular function: protein binding. The transcript is spliced from 2 exons.